AUGGAGUUAUGUAAUGACCAAUUGUAUAAUGCUGACGAAUCUGGUUUAUUCUGGAAGCUUUUGCCAGAUAAGACCCAUGUAUCAUCGCAUGAAAAAACUGCUCCAGGAAUAACGACGGAAAAGCAGCGUAUAACAUUUCUCUGUUGCGCAAAUGCAUCGAGUGCACAUAAACUUAAACUUUUAGUAAUUGGUAAGGCAAAAAAUCCACGCAGCUUUAAACACUUUAGUUGGCCUACGGAUUAUAAGAACUCGAAAUCAGCCUGGAUGACGUCUGCCAUUUUUAAACAUUGGUUCCAUCAAUCUUUUGUGCCACAGGUAAGAUUGCUUCUAAAUCGGAAGAUUACCAAUAAAGGCACUAUUACUUAUUGA
Messenger RNA from Bactrocera latifrons, 369 nucleotides. RefSeq names its product jerky protein homolog-like. Gene Ontology annotation, cellular component: nucleus. The record is from RefSeq and is a predicted model, not a curated record. NCBI's taxonomy places the organism in Eukaryota, Metazoa, Arthropoda, Insecta, Diptera, Tephritidae. Gene Ontology annotation, molecular function: DNA binding.